CCCCGGCCAAGGGUCGGCCGGCUCCGCGGGGCUGCAUUGCCAGGACACGGGGGAGCGGUCGCCAGCACCAUGUCCGAGCCCAAGGGCACCGUGGUGCUCGCCUACAGCGGCGGCCUGGACACCUCCUGCAUCCUGGUGUGGCUGAAGGAGCAGGGCUAUGCCGUGGUGGCCUUCCUGGCCAACAUUGGGCAAAAGGAGGACUUUGCAGAGGCGCGGAAGAAAGCGCUGGCGCUGGGGGCCAAGAAGGUCUUCGUGGAGGACGUGCGCAGGGAGUUCGUGGAGGAGUUCGUGUGGGCGGCCGUGCAGGCGGGCGCGCUCUACGAGGAGCGCUACCCGCUGGGCACGGCGCUGGCGCGGCCCUGCAUCGCCCGCCGGCUCGUGGGCAUCGCCCGGCGCGAGCGAGCCGCGUACGUCGCGCACGGCGCCACGGGAAAGGGCAACGACCAAGUGCGCUUCGAGCUCUCCUGCUACGCGCUGUGUCCCGGCAUCCAGGUCAUCGCGCCAUGGAGACUCCCUGAGUUUUACCGCCGCUUCCCGGGGCGCCGCGAGCUCAUGGACUACGCCGAGAAACACGGGAUCCCGGUGCCGGUGACGCCCCAGACGCCCUGGAGCAUGGAUGAAAACCUCAUGCACAUCAGCUACGAAGCCGGGAUCCUGGAGAACCCCAAGAAUCCAGCUCCCCCUGGGCUCUACACGAAGACCUGUGAUCCAGCCACCGCUCCGGACACCCCGGACAUCCUGGAGAUCGAGUUCAAACAGGGUGUCCCCGUCAAGGUCACCAACGCCGGGGACGGAGCCGCCCGCCAGGAGGCCCUGGAGCUCUUCGUCUACCUCAACGAGAUCGCAGGCAAGCACGGCGUCGGGCGCAUCGACAUCGUGGAGAACCGCUUCGUGGGAAUGAAGUCCAGAGGUAUCUAUGAGACCCCAGCGGGAACGAUCCUAUACCAUGCACAUUUAGAUAUCGAGGCCUUCACCAUGGACCGGGAAGUGCGGAAAAUCAAGCAGGGGCUCGCCCUGAAAUUCUCCGAGCUGGUGUACAACGGCUUCUGGCACAGCCCCGAGUGCGAGUUCGUGCGGCACUGCAUCGGCCGCUCGCAGGAGGCCGUGCAGGGCACGGUGCGCCUCGCCGUGCUCAAGGGCCACGUCUACGUGCUGGGCCGCGCGUCGCCGCGCUCGCUGUACAACGAGGAGCUGGUGAGCAUGAACGUGCAAGGGGACUACGAGCCCGCCGACGCCACCGGCUUCAUCAACAUCAACUCACUCAGGCUAAAGGAAUAUCAUCGUCUCCAGAGCAAGGUCACCGUAAAGCAGGAUGAAUAGCAAUCAAUCGCAUGCGGGCCUCCCGCUCCCCUUUCUAAUUUUGCUAAGAACUAGCGCUAAUUGUGGUGGUAAUUUGUAAUUGUAACUCGUCUCCCAGAGCCGGCGCCGAGGUUGCGAGUGAAAUGGAAGCAUUAAAAAGGUGCUCGGCCAGAGGAGAAGUGGGGAAAGAAAUUAAAAACAGCCACGCGCUGGGGCUCUUCAUUGAGAGCGGGGCUUUAUUCUUGGCUUGUUUGUUUGCUCUUCUUGCGUUGAGUUGGCCAAGCGCUUCCCUGAGUCGGGCUUUGUGAAAUUUGUAAUGGAUUAAGUGCCUCUGAAGGACGUGAGGGUUUUGUCGCAAUCGGUACCUUUUUAUUAAAGUGGGGAAGGAGGAGAGAAAUCUUCC
Messenger RNA from Nothoprocta perdicaria, 1702 nucleotides. RefSeq names its product argininosuccinate synthase 1 (gene ASS1). Gene Ontology annotation, molecular function: ATP binding; argininosuccinate synthase activity. Gene Ontology annotation, biological process: urea cycle; L-arginine biosynthetic process. The record is from RefSeq and is a predicted model, not a curated record. The coding region runs from base 70 to 1320 and encodes 416 amino acids. Gene Ontology annotation, cellular component: cytoplasm. Lineage: Eukaryota; Metazoa; Chordata; Aves; Tinamiformes; Tinamidae. The transcript is spliced from 15 exons.